AGUGGACAGUACCAGCUGGCAAUGAGAACCAGUACAACCGCGUGGGGUCCCACCUCACUUUCCAUCACGCCCAUCCAUUGGACGAAUCGACAGCCAGCCACGUGACAGGUAAAAAUAAUCUUGACACGUGCCACAAGAAUGGAUUGUCUCACGGGACCACUUUGUCCCGCUUCGUAGACCCCAGUCAGGUGAAACCCUCCCUCUCUCUCUCUUACAAGUCACGACAAAUUUGAACUCGUAAUACAAAAUUACUGUCGUAAAAGACAAAUUCGUAUUCCGAAAUUACCCCCUUGUCCCCUGGAAUUGCAGGGCCUGUUGGUAAUUUCAACGAAAAAUAAAGUCUCAGAGAAAACAGAGUGCCUUAUCCAUUUUGUAAUCUAACCUUUAUAAAUAGUGGAUGACUCAUUCACAUUUUUCAAACCAAACUGAAAAUCUAACCUAUCAGAAGAAGAAAAGACGCAGAGAAGAAGGGAAGAGAGAACCCUGAUGGCAACUAGCAAGAGUUACCAUUCCCGACCUAGCUACCGAUUCCUCCCCACUGACUCACCUUAUAUAGCGACGGCAACCGAGUCGUCAUCAUUCGAACUCGACGAGUCAGACUUCUACAAUAACUCGGACCACUCGCCCGAUUUCCCCCGCAAGCCCACCGUUUCAAGUUCCCGGAUGAACAAAAAAGCAACCAAGUGCUCAAGUACUACCGGCGGUGCCGCAGCUUCCUUGCCGGUUAAUAUACCUGACUGGUCCCAGAUAUUGAAGGAUGAAUACAGGGACAAUCGGAGGGCGGAUAGCGACGACGAUGACUUGCACGGCGAGGGAAGCGUGAGAGUUCCACCGCACGAGUUUUUGGCGAGGCAGAUGGCUAGAACGAGAAUCGUUUCGUUUUCGGUUCACGAAGGUGUGGGGAGGACUUUAAAAGGAGGCGAUCUUACAAGGUUGCGAAAUGCGGUUUGGGAAAAAACUGGAUUCCAAGAUUGAAAAUUAUUAGAUCAACAAAUCCUUUAAAAAAACAUAGCAUCUGAGUCAGGCCUGGGGAGUCGUAGUGAAAUGAUUUAUUACCUGAUAUAUAUUUUUAUUUUUUAAAUAGUAGUUUUUUUAAUUACUAAAUGUGGUAACCGAUCAUUUUAACGCGUGUAAUCUUCUGAUGUGCAGAUUGUAUCCGAAAUUGUAGAGGGACUUUAAUUAUAUUAAAUUUUUGUC
Messenger RNA from Mangifera indica (mango), 1197 nucleotides. RefSeq lists its product as uncharacterized. Lineage: Eukaryota; Viridiplantae; Streptophyta; Magnoliopsida; Sapindales; Anacardiaceae. The coding region runs from base 487 to 975 and encodes 162 amino acids. The transcript has a single exon. The record is from RefSeq and is a predicted model, not a curated record.